Molecule: messenger RNA, 1587 nt
Organism: Rhopilema esculentum
Lineage: Eukaryota; Metazoa; Cnidaria; Scyphozoa; Rhizostomeae; Rhizostomatidae
Source: RefSeq, a predicted model, not a curated record
AUGCAGUGGAAAACUGAAGCAACAAGUUCUCAAUAUCUCAUACAAGUAACCACUAGAAGUAUUCUCUUAUUGAGUUUCGACUCUGGCUACAUUUCUAUCACAGAAUAUAUCUCAGCUAUAAUCAAAACGGAAAACAAAAUAAAAAGUUUCAACGGCCAGGGGAAUCUUACGGAAUUUGUGACUAAGGUAGAAUUACAUUCAGCCCUGAAAGGAUUUACAGGAGAGAAAAAAGCUCAGAAUUUUGCAAGCAGAUUAGAGGGGCCUGCCUUCGAUGUUUACCUUCGUUUAUCUGCAGAAGAACGAAAAGAUUUCGAUCAAAUAAAGGGGGAGCUUCUCAAAGAAUUUGAGAAAGGCCAAUUAAAUCGUGAAGAAGCAAUCUUUGAACUGUCUAAUAGAAAUCGUCUACAAGGUGAGUCUGCUCUAACAUACUCCUACAAAAUAAUGGAAUUGAUUAAACUGGCCUACCCAGGCUUUGACGACUCAGCUCGCGCAAUUCUAGCUAAGGAUUAUUUUGUUCGUGGACUCCACCCUGACAUGCGUUCUGCCUUGAAGGCCAUGGAAAAAUUCCAAUCAUGUGAUGUUAAAGCCCUAGCAGCGGAAACCGUACGCUUAGAAUUAGCUGGUGUUAAGUCAAACAUGACAAUUGCAAAAUGCCAUUCAGCUAAUGCAAUUAGUAUUGACAGUGGCGAUGAACAAAUACAUCCCACGGUUAUUGAUAAAAUAGCUGAUAAAGUUGUUGAAAAAUUGAAUGCGAUGACAACGGAUGAUCAAUCCGGGGGUAACAAUUCAUCAGCGAGUGGCAACGCCAGUGUCCGGUUAUGUGAGGACACCACUAUCCCUGCUCGUUCAGAAAAGGUUCUCUCAGUGGAGUCUACCACCGAUAACUUUAUGUUGACUGGAGACUUUGAACCAAAUCGACUGCCAAAGUCACGUGGCUUAUAUAUUACUAGAUCUCGCGUUGUACCCAACAUUGAUGGCAUAUUUUGUAUUACUGCAUUGAAUGUCUCAUCGUGUGAUGUGGUUCUUAAAUCUCAAACUACGAUGGGUACCUUACAACCAGCCGGAGAGACUAUUUCCUCAGCCAACAUAGAAAGCAGGGCCUCCAGUUUUAAAAUUGAUGAUGUUGACAUAAACUCAAAACUGUCUGCCCAGGAAAAGUCACAACUUGAACAAUUGCUAAUGGAUUACCAAGAUGUUUUUGCUGCUAACACAAAAAAGCCUCAACAAACACCACUCGUUAAACAUCGAAUUAUUACUAAUGAUGCUUUACCCGUCAACCGCAAACAACAUAGAGUUCCGGUUGCUUGGCAAGAUGAUUUGAAGCAACAAGUUUCCGAAAUGCUGUCCAAUGGAAUUAUUCGUCCGUCAGCCUCGCCAUGGAAUGCUCCGGUGUUGUUAGUGAAGAAGAAAGAUAACAGUAUUCGGUUCGUAUGCGAUUUUCGUGGCGUAAACGAUGUUACAAAAAGGGACACUUAUCCCUUACCUCACAUCAAGGACGUCAUCGACAAAAUGGCAGGAGCCCGAUAUUGGUCUACAUUAGAUGCAGCAUCUGCUUAUUGGUCUAUUCCGUUAGUGGAAAGCGAUUAA